CAUUUGAACGCAGCACUGUUGUCCGUUAAAUACCGCCGAAAAUAUUUUUAAUUGCAACGGAAACAGUGCCACGGUAAAGUUCAUGGCGAACGUUCCUGCUCAGAGCUACAUUGCUAUCUCCGAGCUUCAUCCCAACUUCUCUCAUCCUAAAGUGGCUGGGAUUGUCAUCUGGAAAUCUGACGUGAAAAGUUUCCCAGACAGAAAGAAUUUUGGUUCAGACAGAUUCACCUUUGGCUUCAUCAUCAAAGACUCUCCUGACUUCUCUGUUAAUGUGACAGCCUGGGGCAAUGAUGGCUACAUCAACACACUCUCCAACAGCUUCACCAUCGGAGACUGUGUUAAUAUUGAAAGUCCUUUGAUUGUCACUAAAGACCAAGAGAAAGAUGAAAAAUUCUGUCCCACAACACCAAGCCACUACAAGCUUCUGUUGACCGAGGCUCACUCCCAAGUGUGUCUGUGUGCUGACACGCGCACCGUCGACAGGCUGCUGCCGCUGAUCCACAUACCAGCGAAGGACUCCAGAGACUUCUACUCACUAGGAGACAUUAUGGCCAAUGGGCAGCAACUGGACGGCACCAUGAUAAAUAUACUGGCUGCAGUAAAAUCGACCGGCCAACUGAAACAGUUCACCACUUCAGACGGACGCAGAGGCCAGAGGCUGGAAGUGAAGCUCUUUGAUGACUCGGUCUCUUCCUUCCCUCUUGUGUGCUGGGACAGAGAAGCCAUUCAGUUUGCACAAACAUGGAUACCCAAGGAGACGGUUCUCUUCAUAGCCGACGUCAGGAUCAGCUUUGACAACUUCCGCAGAGGCAUGACAGCAACAGUUAACUGGAAAACCAUCAUCACUGUCAAUCCUGACACCAGGGAGGCCAGUGCGCUCUUCACCUACGCUAAAGAAGUGUUGGAGUCAGGUGCACUGGAUGACGAUGAGAAACCAGAAGAUGUACCAGUUGAUUCCAUCAUCGACAUUUAUACGGUGAGUCAGCUGAAGCUCAAAGCUCAGGAGAAUCCAGAACCUUUCUUUGGUAUUACUUACAGCUUUAUCUCCAAGCUGGCCCUGGACUCCUCUGUGUCAAAGGUCAUACGGACACGGUGCUGCAGAUGUGGGUUCCAGGUGACUGAAGAUGCUCAGAGCUGUAACAAUGAGCUGUGUCCAGACAGGGACCAGGGUUUGUCUGCAGCCACUGGUUUUGACCUGCUGGUUGAUUUGAGUGACCACAGCGGGACCCUGCAGGCCUGCAUUUUCAGAGGUCCAGUGGCAGAGAAGACCCUCGGCUGCACGACGGAUGAAUUCAGCAGUCUGACUGAUGACCAGCGUACGGCCAUGAAGUGGAAAUUUCUUUUGGAGAGAUGCAAAAUAUAUGUGAAGAUACUGCCUUCACCUAAGUUUAAAUCUGGAAUCCGAGGAGUGAUCAUUGACUGUUCUCUGGCUGAUCCAGGGGAGUUGAAACAACACAUGUCUGCACUGCUAGGUCUUUGAGAACUCUCCACACACACACUCACACACACACACACACACAUCUGCUGUUAAGGUAGUGGCUUCCAUAUAAGUUGUUUUAGAGUUGUUUAACUUAUACUACAGGUCAUUGUUUUGGUGAAUGUAUUGAUGUUUGUUUGCUCUUUGUCUUUAAGAUGAACUAUUUAUUUAUGUAUUUAUUUGUUCAUUGUAGGUAUACUUGAGGUUUUUACCUUUACAAUAUGUAAGUUGUUCAAUAAUUGAACUCAAGAACAAGAAUAAAUCUAAAAAGAUCAAGAUAAUGUUAUUUAUUCAAUAUUCUUAAUAUUUUCUUGUACUUUUCUUGCUAGGAAUAAUCAUAAAUAUUACAGAAAUGCCAAAGUGUUUGGCAAAAGGCACAACAUUAAUAAGUUGGAGCAGUUUAUUAAAAUAUAUUUUCAAACUGUAUGCUUUAUAAUUAUUUAAAGAAAUCAUUCCGUUUAAAAGAUAGCACAGUACUAGUGUUGCUCUAUUGUAUUGCAAUAACAUUA
Molecule: messenger RNA, 1986 nt
Organism: Cynoglossus semilaevis (tongue sole)
Lineage: Eukaryota; Metazoa; Chordata; Actinopteri; Pleuronectiformes; Cynoglossidae
Gene: meiob
Product: meiosis specific with OB-fold
Exons: 14
Coding region: 83-1480 (465 amino acids)
Biological process (GO): resolution of meiotic recombination intermediates
Molecular function (GO): single-stranded DNA 3'-5' DNA exonuclease activity; single-stranded DNA binding
Source: RefSeq, a predicted model, not a curated record